Molecule: messenger RNA, 2834 nt
Organism: Dimorphilus gyrociliatus
Lineage: Eukaryota; Metazoa; Annelida; Polychaeta; Dinophilidae
Source: the annotation of a GenBank genome assembly
GCUGAAUCACAUGACAAGAUCGGAAACGGAAGUCAAACUAUGCCUACAAUCGUAAUGUAGUUUGUUACUUUUUUGAAGUAAAUUGCCGAAUAAAUAUUUGUUAAGUUGUUAUAAUUUCCUCAAAUAUAUUUAAAUCUAUAUCUGAAACUUGUUAGUACAGAAUUCGCUAUACGAUUCGUCUGUUAUUCUGACUACACUAUAAAGUUUUCUUUUAGUUAUUAUUAAAUUAUAUAACCCUCAAUUAUCGCUCUUUAACAGCACUCUUGGAAACAUGCAUUUUCAUUAACUGGUUGCAAAUUAUUUUUCAGACAUACGUUUUCACAAAGCUUAACAAUGUCGGAUAGAAAGCGAAAAACAAUAGAAGUAGAGGGGAAUAAAUUGAAAAAGAGACAAAAAAAGUCUAAUGAAACUGAUGGAAAACUUAAUGAAACGGCGACAGAAAUUAAAGUUAUGAAAUAUGUUGAAAGUCGUGCAAUGGAACUUUCAAACAUGAUGCUUGCGUGUAACCGUAUAAAGCAAAAUAAAAAAGUUACUCAAAUGCUUCCAAAUCAUAUGAGAAGACGGGCAGCUAGUCAUAACGCAAAGAGACUUCCACUCAGAUUGAGAGCUGCGGCUGAGAAGAGCAUGGAACAAUCUCAGCCAACGAAAACUAAACGUCCAUCAAGAAGGCAUCGGCGAAGACCAAAAAAUUUACUGGCAGCCUAUUUAAAAAGGCAACAGAGUAAAUUUUGGUUGGAGACGCAUAUAUGGCACGCCAAGAGAUUUAAAAUGAUGGAAAUGUGGGGUUAUAAAAUUCCUUUAAAGCCAAGUGACAAAGGGAAAAGAGCAGCGUACAGAGCUACAAAAAGGAACUGCACAAUUCAAGAUAUAUCUUAUUAUGAGUGCAUUCAAGUAAGUGGACGACAAGAGGAUAUUACUUCCUGUCUUCUUCCAUUAUUUAGCGAGAAGACUGGUUUGACCUUAAAAGCAAAAUCAUUGAUGAAGGGUAAUCGGGAGGGUAUGGCGAGCAUUUUUAAGAAGAAUUCAUAUCCUUUUAAGUCUCUAGGAUUGAUAAGAUUUCUGUGGGAUCCUUGCGAAAAUUUAUCAUUAAAUUCAGAGCGAAAAUUAUGGAUUUUUGUCCACCCUUCCUCAGUGGUUGAAACUAUGAAAGAGGUUUUGGAUUGUUGCUGCAUACCAUAUUUAGAUGACUAUGAGGCGUACAACGAAAAAUUAAAGAAGAAAUCUUCAUCCUUAUCGAGUACAUUCUUACAUCAUAAAUUCUUUUGUUCGAGAAAGUUUCAUAACGCGAAAAUUUCAAUUGAUUGUUUCGACAACAAACUGAAUAGAUUUAGAUUGACUGGUCCUCUAUCAACUAAAAUUUUGAAAAAAGUUUUCCGUAGUAUUGAUAUAAAAUUUGAAAGUGGGGAAAAUGAAUAUUGGUGGAGUAAAUAUUAUGAAUCAAAUAUAAAUAAGGAUAUAUUUAACAAACAGAAAUCUUAUUUUAAUUCUUCUCUGGAGAGUAUGGCAGAUGGCGGUGUUUUAGGGUUAGUAAUUGGUGAUCCUAGACUUAAGUCAGCAAAAGCUGAUGAUAAUUUAGAAGAGGGAGAGUCCGAAGCUCUUCUGUCAGAAUGUGCACCUGAGAACGUUCACAUUUCGCCCCUGUGGAUUGAUGACGUAAGGAAGCAGCUGAGAAAAAAAAUCUCCGAUGGUGAUUUAAAUAAACUAAAAGAAAAGAUUACUGUACCCGAUGCGCAAGUAGAAUUAGGAACUAAUGAAUCCCGAAUUCCUGUCAUUCUUAUUUAUCGAUCAGGAAAAAGAGUAAGAAGAGAUCAAAAUCAUAAUUCAUUUUUCAAUGGUGCUUCUUCCCUUCUUGGAUAUACGAGCGGAUGGGAUUUGAUAAUACCCAGCGCAUGGGGAAUGCCUUUUUGGAUGUCAUUUAUUUAUAAUGGAUGUCGAGCAGUAGGGUUGGAAGAAUUCGAGAGAAGGUUCUCAAUCGUAAUCUUCUAUACCCUAAUCUCCAACCAGAUACUUUAGCUGGCGAAGACCUUGAAAAUGUCUAUUUUAAAGAACACAACGAUAAACAUUUACGUAUGCCACCAGCCAAACGUCCUAAUUAUGAAAAACUGCAAAGCUAUUCACCAUUUAAAUGUCCCUGGCAAGAAUUGAUAAAUAUAUGGAACAAUAAGGAAUCCGAUUCGUUCUACGUCCUUAGAGAUAGAUUUUUACUAAAGCAAAUAGAUAACUUAUUGAAGCCAGCAUCAAAAAGAAAUCUUUUUGUUUGUGACAAAGAAGUCAGAAAUCGCCUAAGCUUAUCCCUUCAGGAGAUUGCUAAAGGAAACGAAUCGUGUUUAGUACCUGUACAAAUUGAUGCUAUAAACAGAGGAUGCUGCGAAAGCCUUUCAAUGAUUUGCAUACCAGACAAGCCGGAUCUAAAAAAGAUGCUUGAAAAAUCCGAUUAUUUUGGACCAGCAGAAACAAUUGCAACAACAACUUCUACAAAAACUGCCAUAAAUAUUAAACGGUCAUCUAGAAAAAUAAUCGGGUACAUCGGACUUAACGGUGGAGGAUAUUGUUUUACAACCGGAAAAGGGUCAGGUAUAGGCUUUGUCUGUUUAACCUCUCUAGCGGCUCUUCUCCAAGUUGGAAAACAGACAUUAACACCAACAGUAUUAAUUAGGGAUUCAAAAAGUUUGCAAUAUCGUUUUGGUAAACUAGCAUGUUUAAUAUAAUCGAAAAUGAAUUGUUUGUAUAGCCAUUGUAAAAACGUUGUUAAGGGAAUUUAGCUAAAUAGUUGUUGAUAAUUUAAAAUUUCUAAUAUUUUUUCUCUUUAAAAGAAAGAAAAUGAUUUAGAAAAC